Molecule: messenger RNA, 1946 nt
Organism: Closterium sp. NIES-67
Lineage: Eukaryota; Viridiplantae; Streptophyta; Zygnematophyceae; Desmidiales; Closteriaceae
Source: the annotation of a GenBank genome assembly
CCUCGCACGUACCUGUUGCCUAUGCAUACCUGCUAGAUCCGCUAUUUCACACCUGCAUUCUCACCCGUUUCUCGUGCUCGUGCAGUAACAGCGUCGCGUGGUCUGGAGAGGUAGUGUGCCUUCCACUACGUAAGCAUCAGCAUCCCGUGGAGUGAGCCAUUGAUCCACGGAGGUCUUCCGGACAUCGGCGUUUCCAAGCAUAGAGGCAGUUACACGAACAUUGCAUUUUCAACACCCUUUCAUUUGCCAGCAUGGCGCCCAAUGACGCGCUGCCAGCUGUCCUGGUGGUGAACGACGACGGGAUCGAGGCAGCGGGAAUCAAGGCGCUCGUGUCGGUGCUGGGCUCGGCGGGCUUCUGCCGCGUCUUCGUGUGCGCGCCUGACGUGGAGAAGUCAGCGUGUGCGCAGUCCAUCACUAUCCGGGAGACGCUCGAGGCAAAUCUAGUGGAGGACUACGAGGGCGCUGCUGUGGCCUACUCCCUCACAGGCACGCCAGCUGACUGUGCGUCCAUGGGUCUCUCGGGCCAGCUCUUCAAGGGCGUCAAGCCUCUCCUGGUCAUCAGUGGCAUCAACAAGGGUGCCAACACAGGCCGCCAAGUCAUCUAUUCCGGGACUGUAGCGGGUGCAAGGGAGGCAGUGAUUCAGGGCGUGCCAGGCAUCUCCAUCUCCCUCGACUGGGCCGAAUCAAGCACUGACGCCCACUUCUCUCCUGCUGCUGCCACGUGUCUGCCUCUCAUUCGCUGCGUUCUCGAGGCAGCCGCCUCUGGCCAGCUGUCUAGCAGCGGCGGGGACCGUCUGCUGCUCAACAUGAAUGUGCCCGUGGACCCCAGCAAGAGCAAGGGCUUCAAGCUGGCCCAGCAAGGUCAGGCGAGGGUGGCGUUCCCCUGGACGCACAUUGCCAAGAAGCGCACAGGGGUGCAACUGGCAGGCAUUGGGGGGGCAGGGGGAGGGGGAAGGGGGCUCCCGGGGAUGAUGGGGGGGCGAGGACUGCCGGGGAUGGUGGGAGGCAGGGGGCUUCCUGGUAUGGCAGGAGGGAGGGGUCUGCCGGGAAUGACUGGGCCCAGCCCGGUGUCUCUCGCUCAACUGGGAUCGGUUGCGUCUGCUGCUGGGGCAGCGCGGUGCAAGAUUCCAGGCGAGGAGGGCAAGGAGGGGGAUGGGGAGGAGCCAUGGCAGCCGCUGCAUAAGAUGCACUUCAGGCAUGAGCCGAGUGGGUGGGACGUGUUGGACAAGGACCCAGCCUUCGAUUCUGCUGCGCUGGCCCUCGGCUAUGUGACCGUGACCCCCCUCGCCAUCUCCACAUCUAUCAACGUCCAGCCUCAACUCAAAUCGGACCUGGCGUGGCUCGCACCCCUGCUGCCCAACGAUGCUUGAGCCGCCCUUUCGGUGAGCUGGUGCCAGGCUGCCAGCGGCACAACAAACAACUGUCACCUCAUUUUUUUCCCGUACAAACCGUUUUUUCCCGGCUUGCACUGUGGCUGCCCAACAAUGCCUUAACUGCUGAUUUGUUUCGGCUUGUGUUGAUUGUCUGCUGGUGAGUAGCACCAUAGGACAACUGUUGUAGCCUCACUUUAGGUCUCGCUCGCCUCUCGCAUGAGGUGGCCCAUGCGUUGGCCACUACAUUGUUGUGUCACAAUCUUCGGAAUAUUACGCAGAAUACUUACACAGGAAUUGUAGGCGCGGACAGGCAGGAAACUUACACUCAUCGCCAAACCGUUCUUGCAGUUAACAGCACUCGCACACAUGGCUUUUAUGGGGGCUUCCAAUGCUGUUCAACUUGUCGUGGCACAAGAAUAGCCCUGUCGAACCUCUUCUCUGUCUAGGGAGGGUAUUAGGGAGGUUUUCACUAGGGAAGGUGGAUAUGUGGAGCCAAACUCCCUUGAGGAUAUUCCUUAGUAUCCCUGUGAGUAGGAUUGGUGACUUUAUGCUAUGGUAUCAGAGCAAUGCAGG